CGUCUGUAGUAGGACAGCUUUUCCACGCCCCUUACUUUCACCCCUUUGUGGGGAAUCUCGGGCUCCCACUCACACACACUUCCACACUUGCAGGAGUUUAGAGGAACAAACGUUGAUCGGUCGACCUUUUUUUUUUGUUGUUAAAGAAAUAACUUGUUUUCCACGCAUGGAUCUAUGUUGUUCUCUUCUGGGGUUUCAAGGAAGUGCAAUGGUUUGCUUUGCCGGGCAUAUCGGAGCGUCCGCGGGGAGGCAGAGGCCACACGGACUCCACAGCGCAAACUUUUAAAAGUGCUUCCCUCGUCAAAGUUGUCGCCUUCACACUCCGAGGAGCCCGAACCAUCAUGGCGAGGCGGACCAGGCGGAGCACUUUGCUUUUGACGCCGAAUCCGCGCGCUGCUUUUCGGGAAACGCUGCUCGGUCUUCGCGGGAGCUUGUCUGCGUGUUUGUGGGGCUUCGCUUUCACGUACUGGGCUCUUUCUUGUGGAUUUUGUCGCGCGGACACGGAGUUUUCCAUCCUGGAAGAAGCGCAAGUUUUGUCCGCGCAGAUGAAGAAGCUGUCCUCCGAGGAGCUGGGAGUCUUAACCAUGCAGAAGAUUUUCAACUCCUUUGUGUAUAACGAGAAGACAUCAAACGGAGAGACAGAAGUCCAGCAGCUGGCCAAGAAGAUUCGAGAGAAGUUUAAUCGCUACCUAGAUGUGGUGAACAGGAACAAACAGGUGGUGGAAGCCUCAUACACUGCCCACCUUACAUCUCCACUCACUGCAAUACAGGACUGCUGCUCAAUUCCAACAUCUAUGAUGGAGUUUGAUGGAAAUUUCAACGCCAAUGUGUCCAAAACCAUCUGCUGCGACAGACUUUCACCCACUGUCAACAGCCGAGCUUUCAACCCUGGACGAGACCUCAACUCAGUGUUGGCAGACAACCUCAAGUCCAACCCAGGCAUCAAGUGGCAGUACUUCAGCUCCGAGGAGGGCAUCUUCACGGUCUUCCCGGCCCACAAAUUCCAGUGUAAAGGAAGUUACGAACAUCGCAGCAGGCCUGUGUACGUGUCUGCAGUGCGUCCCCAGUCAAAACAUAUUGUUGUGAUGGUGGAUCACGGAGCGUCUGCGACAGAAACUCAACUGCAAAUUGCCAGGGACUCAGCUCUGGUUAUCCUUAAUGCAAUAGAUGAACAUGACAAGAUUUCCAUUCUGUCAGUAGCAGAGAUGGUUCGCUCCUGCUCCCUUGACCAGUGCUACAAGAGUUUGCUUUCUCCGGCCACCAGCGAGACAAAGAGGAAGAUGAGCACCUUCAUCUCCAACAUCAAAGUAUCCGAUAGCACCACGCAGCAUGCAGCAGGCUUCCAAAGGGCUUUCCAACUUCUACGAAACACCAGCAGCCUCAGCAGGCAAAGCAGCACCACAGACAUGGUUGUCAUCUACCUGUCAUCUGGCAUCACAUCUCGAGAGUCGUCAGAGCAGGAAAAGAAAGCGACGCUCAGUGUGGUCAAAGAGGAGAACCGAUACUUCAACAACUCUGUAAUGAUCCUCACUUAUGCGCUCAUGAAUGAGGGAGUAACAGGUCUGAAGGAGCUGGCCUUCUUGCGGGACCUGGCAGAGCAGAAUUCGGUUAAGUAUGGCGUUGACCGCUUUCCUGCGGCUUCAUCGUUUGGAUCAGCCGGAGCUCCCAUGAUGCCUGUGGUGAAGGGUAGCAUGAUGGUUCUCAACCAGCUCAGUAACCUGGAGACAACGGUGGGCCGCUUCUAUAUCAACCUGCCCAACCGCAUGAUCGACCUUGCCCGCUUCAGUUUGCCCUACGCUGACCCCAUGGGAGAUGGGUUUAUCAUGACUGUGAGUCGGCCCUGUUAUUUUGGUAACCUGCUACUUGGCGUGGUCGGAGUGGAUGUGAACCUGGCCUACAUUUUGGAGGAUGUCACGUACUAUCAAGACUCUUUGGCUUCGUACACCUUUCUCAUUGACAACAAAGGUUACACCUUGAUGCACCCGUCACUAACCCGGCCUUACCUGAUGACCGAGCCUCCUCUUCACACAGAUAUUAUUCACUAUGAGAAUAUUCCGCGAUUCCAUGUUGUACGACAGAACAUUCUCAACCUCCCAUUGGGCAGUCAGGUUAUUGCUGUUCCUGUUAACUCCUCUUUGUCUUGGCACACAAACCGCCUCCGAGACAACGGCAAAGACGCAUACAACGUCAGCUACGCCUGGAAACUGGUUCAGGACACAUCGUUCAUUCUAUGCAUAGUGUAUGUGCAGCCAGAGAUUCCGGUAAAACAGCUCAAAAACCUGAACACUGCACCCGGCUCCAAGCUCUUGUACCACCGUUUGGACCUGUUGGGUCAGCCCAGCUCUUGCCUCCACUUUAAACAGCUUGCGACCGUUGAGUCCCCCACAGUGAUGCUGGCAGCUGGGAGCUUCUCCUCUCCGUACGAGCACCUCAGCCAGCCAGAAACAAAGCGCAUGGUGGAGCACUACACCGCCUACCUGAGUGAUAACACCAGGCUCAUCGCUAACCCAGGCCUGAAGUCCUCUGUCAGGAAUGAGGUUAUGGCGACCAGUCACGUCACGGAUGAGUGGCUGACACUAAUGGAAAUGAGUAGGCUCAACUGCUACAUUGUGCGGCGUUACAUAGCAACGCCCAGUGGGGUGCUCCGGAUUUACCCUGGAUCAUUGAUGGACAAAGCCUUUGACCCGACUCGUAGACAAUGGUACCAGCAUGCUGUGGCCAAUCCUGGCCUCAUCACCUUCACUGGGCCUUACUUGGACGUGGGAGGAGCAGGCUACGUUGUUACCAUCAGCCACACCAUUCAUGCUUCCAGUUCUCAGAUGGCUCCUGGCUAUGCGGUUGCAGUGAUGGGUGUAGACUUUACCCUGCGUUACUUCUAUAAGGUUCUGUUGGACUUGCUUCCUAUCUGCAACCAGGACAAGGGCACCAAGAUCAGGUGCUUCAUAAUGGAGGACAGAGGUUACCUGGUAGCACACCCCACUCUCAUUGACCCCAAAGGCCAUGCCCCUGCAGAGCAGCAGCACAUCACACACAAGGAGCCAUUGGUUGCCAAUGACAUCCUGAACCACCCCAACUUUGUGAAGAAGAACUUGUGCAACAGCUUCAGCGAUCGCACAGUGCAGCGUUUCUACAAGUUCAACACCAGCAUACUGGGUGACCUAACUAACCUCGUCCACGGCAGCCAUUGCUCAAAGUAUCGUCUGACCAGAAUACCUGGCACCAACGCCUUUGCCGGUAUCGUCAAUGAGACGUGUGACUCCCUGGCGUUCUGCGCCUGCAGCACAGUGGACCGCCUUUGUCUCAACUGCCACAGGAUGGAACAAAAUGAGUGUGAAUGCCCUUGUGAGUGCCCUCUAGAGGUCAAUGAAUGUACCGGCAACCUCACCAGUGCUGAAAACAGAAAUCCAAGCUGUGAGGUACAUCAAGAGCCCAUCAGUUUGAAUGUUAUAGAUCCCAGUCUGCAGGACACACUGCCUCAGUGUAUCAACACCCGCUGCAGCCAAAGAUACACCAGCAGUGACUGUUUUGGCGUUUUGGACUGUGAGUGGUGCAUGGUGGACAGUGAUGGUAAAACCCACCUGGACAAGCCGUACUGUGCCUUGCAGAAGGAGUGCUUCGGGGGCAUUGUUGGUGCAAAGAGCCCAUAUAUGGACAGCAUGGGCAUCAUCGACGAAGAGGCGGCAUCUCUGAACAUGAUCAAGAGUGCCCCUGUGGGUCCAGUUGCUGGCGGUAUUAUGGGAUGCAUCAUGGUGCUGGUACUGGCCGUGUACGCUUACAGACACCAGAUCCACAGGCGCUCGCACCAGCACAUGUCGCCACUGGCAGCACAGGAAAUGUCGGUGAGAAUGUCCAACCUGGAUAACGACAGAGAUGAACGGGAUGACGACAGCCACGAGGACAGAGGCAUAAUCAGUAACACUCGGUUUAUUGCUGCGGUGAUCGAGAGGCACACACACACACCAGAGCGGAGACGAAGAUAUUGGGGAAGAUCUGGCACAGAGAGCGAUCAUGGCUACAGCACCAUGAGCCCUCAGGAGGACAGCGAGAACCCACCGGGCAACAACGACCCGCUUUCGGCGGGUGUGGAUGUCGGUAACCACGACGACGACCUGGACCUGGACACGCCGCCUCAGACGGCGGCCCUACUCAGCCACAAAUACUACCCCUACCGACACACGCACACGCACCACCACCCGCUGCACACACACCACCUCCAGGCGGCGGUCACCGUGCACAGCGUGGACGCCGAGUGCUGAUCCUUCACGGGGAUAGAACUGGAAGAAAAAAUAGAACUCUAUAGAAAAUAGGUGCUUAUGUAGACAAGAUCCUUGUCUUCAGCCUGACCAAGUGUACAUAAAAUGACUCUGGGAAUGAGGACUCUUUUUAAGAGCAACCUUCAGCACAUUUGGAGAUGUUCAUCAGCACAACUAAAAACUGUGAAAGGACCAACAGAGCUGGACGCGUCAAGGAGUCGAGCAGAAACAUCCACAGGAAUACAAAAAAACAACAAUUUUUCUACUCCUUAUUUGACGAUUCCUUCAUGAGGGUUCAGUCGAGCCUUAAUACCCUCCAAAUAAUUUGGUGUUCCUGCAAGUGAGGAGCAAUCUGAUCUAUACAUUUUUAUUUUCCUAAAGUGUCGCAAAAGUUUCAGGAUGGACGACGUGAGAGGCAUUGCUCAACCGACGUGUCUACGGAGAGAUCCUGUGCUGUUUUGCUCCCCUACUCGCUGGACCUAGUUCUGAAGAAGAGUGGAGUCUGGAGUCUAUUGUUCUGGAACUUUUCUGACGCCUGUGGCCUUUGGUUUGGACGAGUCUGAACUCGAGUAAUACUGGGCGUGGCCUGGAUACUCAUAAGCGGGGUGCUGUUCAGUGACCCUUAGUGGUCUACUAGGAGAACUGUGCUCGCUUCUUCCUUAGCAACAUGUCAGAUUUUGGACAGUCAGAAGUUUAUGAUGGACAAUCCUUUUCAUUGAGGAAGACCGAGAGGGAAAGAUGCUGCUGGUGUCCAAAGGAGACAGACCCUCUGUGAUUAACCACUCAAAAGUGUGCAUGCGUGCGUGCGUGUGUGUGUUGGAACUGGACCAUUUGUGUAUUUCUCCUCAAGAUUCUGUUGUAGGAGUGGCUCUCGGACUUGUUCCACCAAGUAUCGCCUCAGAAAAAAUGUUCACCAUAAUGACCCACAUGAAAAUGCAGUACCGUAAUAGGCCCAAAUGUUCAUUUAAAAGAAGGCUAAAGUUUUAUUUAAAGGGGAACAUUAUCACAAUUUCAGAAUGGUUAAAAUCAAUAAAAAUCAGUUCCCAGUGGCUUAUUGAAUUUUUGAAGUUUUUCUCAAAAUUUUACCCAUCACGCAAUAUCCCGAAAAACGGUUUCAAAGUGCCUGAUUUACACCAUCGCUAUAUCCACCCGUCCAUUGUCCUGUGACGUCACUGCGUGAAGCCACCAAAAACAAACAUGGCGGAUAGCACAGAAAGGUAUAGGAUAGUAACUCGGAUUCAGACUCGGAUUCCAGCGCUGUAAGCGAUUCAACAGAUUACGCAUGUAUUGAAACAGAUGUUUGGAGUGUGGAGGCAGGUACCGAAAUCGAAAUUAAAGAAGAAACAGAAGCUUUUGAGCCAUAUCACGACAGACAGCGGCACGGGAGGAAGCGCGGACGAACUCGGCGAUCGCCUUCUAACCAACGAUUGGUAUGUGUUUGUUUGGCAUUAAAUGUGGGUGGAAGGAAAGGCUGGGUGCAAAUAUAGCUACAAAUGAGGCAUAAUGAUGCAAUAUGUACAUACAGCUAGCCUAAAUAGCAUGUUAGCAUCGAUUAGCUUGCAGUCAUGCCGUGACCAAAUAUGUCUGAUUAGAACACUCCACAUAAGUCAAUAACAUCAACAAAACUCACCUUUGUGAUUUUGUAGAAUUUAUCGUUGGAAAUGCAUCUGCUUUGAGUGUCGCAGAAUAUCCACACAUUCUUGCCAUCUCUGUCGUAGCAUAGCUGUCGUCGGUAAAGUGUGCAGAGCAAACGAGGGACUUUCGCAUCUUUUGACCACUGGUGCAACCUGAAUCGAAUCCGUCCCUGUUCGUGUUGUUACACCCUCCGACAACACACCGACGAGGCAUGAUGUCUCCAAGGUACCAGAAAACAGUCGAAAAAACAGAAAAUAACAGAGCUGAUUUGACUUGGUGUGUGUAAUGUGUUUGAGAAAAUGGCGGGUCACUUCACGAUGUGACAUUACGGGUGAAAGGUCAUCGCUCCGACAGGCGAAAAGUUGAAAGGUGUUUAAAUCGCCAAAUUCACCCUUUUAGAGUUCGGAAAUCGUUUAAAAAAACAUAUGGUCGUUUUUCUGCAACAUCAAGGUAUAUAUUGACGCUUACAUAGGUCUGGUGAUAAUGUUCCCCUUUAACAAGUAUAUUCAAUAUGUUUGGGCACUGUAAAAUUACACACAGUUUGAACAGUAACACUGUGUUUGAAAAAUGAUAAAACACUGUACUUUAAUCAAGUGAUUCUUUAGAUGGAGCCUGCCUCCCACUAGUUGUUCACAUACCACAGUUAGAGAAUGAUUCUAUAUUACAGCAUAUACUGUAGAUCCAGUGAUGCAAAGAGUCAGUGGCUUCCAUUGUUCUUUUUGCCUUCAAGGAACAUAAACUAAUGCAAAAUAGUUAUGAGAGUUCUUUACACUCCAUUUUGUGUUGCUGAGAAGUGCUGAUGAUGCUCUGUUUGCGUGCGUCUUUUUCUGUAUUUUAAGUUCAUUCUUCAGGUCCAUAUUGGAUGGAAUGCUUAUUUUUACAGGAGAUUUAUAAAAUGUUACCGUGUAUCGUGUUAGCUGGUCUCUCCAAACAACGUAUUGUAGAUACGCUGAAUGAAGCGGUACAAGAUUGUUGUGCCGGUGAGGACUUUUAUUCUGCUGUGAGCGACACGCCCUCAAGUUUGCAUUCAUUUGUCUCUAGUAUCCUCAUAUUUGAGAAUAUGAAAGUUGUAGAAUUACCAGAAUAAAUUAGGAGUGAAAAAUUCGUAUUUUUUUCAAAAACAAAGUUGCAAUAUUACGUGCUUGAGGUAUGUUCAAAUUAUCGGAGUGCUAAAAAAAAUCGAUUCUUAACGCGAUUUAUGAUUUUCAAAUAUCGAUAUAUUUUUUUUUAAGUUUUCAAAAAUACGUCUUUACUCACUGUGAAUGUACAGUGAGAAUGGGAUUCAUAUGGCCCAAUUCGUCACGGUUUAUCCGACACAUGAAACGUGACAAAUUGGGGGGUGGGCGAGCACUAUCCUCUUUAGCUGCCAGAUAGCAGUCUUGUGAGGAAUAGCUUAGAAUAGUCAAAGUUAGAAUAGCAAUUCUAACUUUGACCACAGCGUCAGUUGCUAUGUAGAGUGGUGCUUUCCAUCAUUUUCACCAGACUGCAUUGCUAAAUGAUUAAACCCCUCUUCCUGUCACGUCCUUGGACGGGGCCAUAUUAAUCCCUUCCCUACUGUAUGUCGAGGGGAGCUUUUGUCACCUGGUUUGAAAAGGUUCUUAUUAUAUACUUUUAUACCAAACAAUAUAUUGGGAGAAUCUUUUGAAUUAAGAAUCGAUUAAAAGUCAAACUUUCCCCCCAAAAAUCUGAAUUUAAUCAUGAGUUUUUGUAGGAUUCACAUUCCUAAAAAAUUAAUAUUUGCAUAUAACUUUUUUUUUCUUGUAAUUGUACCAUUUUCUUAUCAAUUUGGCCCACGUAUGUCGCAUUUUUCACUAAUACUGAUCCUGCUUAUUGACUUUUUGGGCCUUAAUUUUCUGAUAGAUACAAAUAAAGUAAAGUCAAUGCAUUUUAAAUAUUACGAACUUGUGUUUGGGCAUUUUACAACUUUUUAUCUUUUUUUUUUAAGUGUAACAAAGUUUUUCAAUCGUGUUGACCACCCUUUUUCAUGUGUGUGCCUGCGAGCGUGUGUGCGUACAGAAGUAACACUUAUUUCAUGUACUGAAGGAUCUCUCAUGUAUCAGAUGGAUUGCGAAUGUGAUAAAGUUCUUUUUACACCAAAA
Messenger RNA from Nerophis ophidion (straightnose pipefish), 7987 nucleotides. It is a transcript of the gene cachd1, whose product is annotated as cache domain containing 1. NCBI's taxonomy places the organism in Eukaryota, Metazoa, Chordata, Actinopteri, Syngnathiformes, Syngnathidae. Bases 342 to 4256 code for a protein of 1304 amino acids. Gene Ontology annotation, cellular component: voltage-gated calcium channel complex. The transcript has 27 exons. The record is from RefSeq and is a predicted model, not a curated record. Gene Ontology annotation, molecular function: voltage-gated calcium channel activity.